UCAGAAACAUCUUUAAUAUACCCUUCGUACUCUGGAAUACAUCAAACCGAGUCAUCGUUGUAAUCUUUUGAUAUUGCAGAAGCGUCUCGGCAGUGCACACAGCUUCACUUUCUCCGACGCUUGCAAUUCAAACAGCGUAUAUCGCCGACUCUCGAAAGCACGCAUUUAUCGGCCAGGACCCGAACGAGAGCACGGCGCAAUCCGUCCGGCUUACCGACCUCUCCCCCCGAAUCGAAUCGCGCACCAAGGACGACGGUACUGCGAUGACAGCGACGUCACUGCUGGAUCUCCACCAGAAGCAAGGCACGCGCGCGCUUCCUUCUUUCUCGGUCCAGGAGGAGCCAGGGGGGACUCGGUCGCACACGCAACGGUCCACCAGUGUGACGAUUUACAUACACGCUCACGGCAGCAGGGCGGCCGCACACACGCACAGGGACGGACGCGGAUCUCCUCCUCGCGGCAGGAAGAAACGCGGCGGACGAACCGGAGGAGUCACCCGUCGAUGCUCCGGGGUGGAAAAAAAUAAGCUUCUCUUCUCGCGGGGCGGCCCUUAUUUCUUUCUCGUCCUUUCCCUCUCUUGCUCAGUGAACUGCCCGGCGGCGGGGAGAAAAAAGAAAAUGAUUACCGCGGCGCCUGGGAGCAAAGCAGCGGCAGCACCGGACGCCCGUCGCGUAGAAGAGUAGUGUGCGCCGGUGGACGGCUUGGCGCUCGGAUACGGAUGCGCUUGGCCAGCUGCCGUCGCCGCAGCGACCACCACCGCGCUGGUCGUCGUCACCGUCCUGGCGCAGAACGGCCGGAACUCGAGUGCUCGCCUCGGGGCGGCAUUUAGCUGCCCGAAGAGGAGGCCCUGCGCGCACGCUGGUCCCGGCGGAAUAUGGGACGAGCGCGCGAUCGUCGGUCGCCGAUGAGACGGGGCCGCGACGGUGGGGACGCCGGUACGCGCCAACUCUCGCCGCCGCUGUCGAGGUUCCAGCUGAUGGCGAGGAGUGCUAAGCUUGGCGGCGCCGAUCGUGCGGUGUCCAGAUGCGGCGAGCAGCCGCCUCUGGAACGGAGACCCCGCCGGAGAUCGCCUCUUGCCGUGGAACUAGGAGACACAGGUGCGCUGCGCUGGUGCCUCGCGAUGGGCUUGUGUGUUCUUCUCUGCGCCACUUGCACCACAGGCGACCCCGACCGUUACUCGCAGGUCAAGGAGACGCACAACGGUACCUACCUGUCCCAGUAUGAGUGGCGGGUGCGCGACAUGUAUGCGCUGCUCCAACGCUCAUCCGUCAUGCACGGCGUCAACCUGGCAGGCCCCGACUUCUACACGGGCAAGCCCGGCUACCGGGUGCGGCUGGGACUGUCCUUCGGUCGGAUCAACCCAGCCAAUGGGAUACCCUACAUGGGCGUCUGGUUCACCAUCCUGCGCGGCCGCUACGACGACGCGCUCGAGUGGCCCUUCCAGUACCGCUUCAACAUCACCGUGGUCGACCCGUCGGGCUCGGGGCAGGACUCGCACGUCUCCAUGAACCCAAUGACGGCCAUCUGCCGGUUGCGCAAGCAGUUCCAGCGACCCACCGAGCGCCGCACUGACGGCGUCGAAGGGUGCGGCAAGUCGUUUCUCAUACCCCACAGCAAGCUCCUCGGGUACGUGGCCGACGACAGCCUCCUUAUGCGGCUCAGCAUAUUCCUAGAGGACAAGGGCGCCAUUCCCAAGAGAGCCAAAGCCUACAUGCGCGGCCACCAGCUCGUCUCCGAGUUCCAGUGGGCCGUCGAUGACAUCGACGCCAAGAUCAAGCAGGCGCGCAAGGGCGAGCUGCAGCCACUGACAAGCGACCUCUUCUACAUAAACAGCGAGAGCUACCUGAUGGUGCUCCAACUGACCUUCCACCCGGAGGACGAGCACCUGGGUCUCUUCGCCGUCGUUAUUCCCGGCGAGUUCGACGACUCGCUCGAGUGGCCGCUCUCGUAUAGCUUCGAGCUGUCCAUAGUGGACCAGUCGGCGGGCUUCCUGACCGCCGACCGCAAGGGUGUGAUUGACCCAACCUCUGGCGUGUGCCCGCUCAACGCGUUUACCAAGCCACAGUUACAGCCCAACACGCCGUGCGGUUUUCGCAAACUCGUCUCGUUUAGCGCCCUCGAGCGAAGCAAUUUUAAGAAGGACGGCAAGAUCCUGCUCCGCUUCACAGCAAUACUCGACCAAAUGCCGAACUUUGCUUCCGUAUCGGUGAAGGAUCGUCACCUAGUAGCCGAGUACGUCUGGAAAGUGCCCAAUGUGGAAAGGAAAAUCGCCCUCGCUAUUUCCGGCCGACCUUCCAACCUGCUCAGCGAACGGUUCUACACGAGGCACCAGGGCUAUCUUAUGCAGAUGCAGCUCAAGUUUCAAAAUUAUACCAACGGCAGCAUCGGCGCCUUCCUCACGCUUCUGGAAGGCGGCUACGACUCGCUGGCUCAGUGGCCCUUCGUGAAGCGGUUCGACCUCAUCAUCAUCGAUCAGCAGCACGGAAAGAGGGGCGACGACGUGGUGGUGGCUGUAGACCCAAAUAACCCUUACAUCAAGAAUGAAGCGUGCGUCGGAUCCUUCUGGAGGCCGUUCGGACGUAACGACGCGUGCGGGUCUUCGAGCGCCAUUUCUUACGACGAAGUGUACAAUCGCAAGUACAUCCGCUACGGAAGCCUCCUAGUCAAGGUCGUCGUCUACAUGGAGGAGAUAGAACCACCUAAUAUGGCGAGACUGGUGUUCCGCGACGACAGUGUCGUCGCCGAGUACGACUGGCUCGUCCCGAACAUAAAGGAAAAAGUGGCGCAAGCAAAGCUUGGCAACGCGCAGUUUGCAGACAGCGACAAGUUUUACCUGACCAAUGGAGGUUACCGAGUAAUGCUGCGUCUUUACCCUGAGAAGGCGUCCGGUUAUGUCGGCCUGUACGUGGUGUUCACGCGAGGUGCCUACGACGACGUACUCGAGUGGCCGUUCACGCACAAGUACGAAAUGGUGAUCGCCGACCAGAAGGACGACUCCUCGGCUGACAUAGUGCACACGACGUUUGCGGCGUCCGGCUGCCCGGACAUCGCGCUCCAGAAACCCGCCCAAGAGCUGGCCGAGUGGAGCUGCGGCGAGAGCCGCAUGGCGAGCCACGCGGCGCUCCUGAAUGGCGGUUACGUGCGCGACGGUGCCAUCCGUGUGCGCUUCCGCGUGUUCCUUAAGGAGUACGCGAGCCACGUCGCCUCCGUGGCUGUGCGGAACAACGCACUCGUCUCCGAGUACCUGUGGGAGCUGAAGGACGCGCCCGCCAAGUUGAACCUGCUCAAGAACGGCGGCUUCGCGAAGGUCGAGAGUCCCAUCUUCUACACGGGCAACCAGGGCUACGCCCUGAGGAUGAGCCUGGUACUCAACAAAGUGACGACGCCGCUACAGACUUUGGCCAGCAACGACGACCAGAGCGUCCUGGGCAUCUACUUCACGCUCUGGAAGGGCAGGCACGACGGCGUGUUGAAGUGGCCCUUCCCACACGUCAUCACGCUAGCCGUCGUCGACACGGCGAGGGGGCGGGCGGACCUUUCCAAGACCGUGGACCCGACGCACGCGCGGUGCCCGCCCGAGGCCUUCCACAAGCCAAAAUCCAUGCGCAACGAGCACGCGUGCGGGUUCUCUGCCUUCAUGGCGGUCGAACGACUCGGUGAUUACAUGCGCGACGGCUCGCUGGUGAUCAGGGCCACGAUCGACAUGAGAAGCUGACGGCCAGAGUGAAAUAGGCACUCGGAACUUCUUUCGUGCGUUGUGCCAUACCCAUGUCACAGUAGAUCUCUAAGUACGCGUAUGAGCUGAUAACAGACGGACGCAGCGUGUACUGCAGACCACAUAGACGAUGCGUUAAGAAAACUGUCAUGUGUAAAUCGAUCACUCGUCAUUCUUCAACGCCUCCUCCGGGAAGUUGUCAGGACGAUCUGGCAAAAUGACUGCGAAACUAGUACUUCACUGUGCCACCGGUGCGGUUGACUAUAGUCUCCUGAUCUCCAAUGUACUUUUGUGUGGCCACCGUGCAUAGUAGCCCGAGCAUUACAGCUAAAGCAAUAUGUCAGUUCUUGCUGUUGAUACAGGUUCCACGUGCGUCACUGUGUGCUGUGGCGCAAAUUCAUUUACUCACACAAGACCAUAAUAAGUCAAACGGACGUGCAGACACUAGCGCUACGUGCACGUGUUAUUAACGACAUCCACGAACCCACUUCCUUAAAACAUAUAGCACACUCUCAGACGCAGUCGCAAGAUGUAAUUCCGAACGGGCGCAAAUUCAGUACACCUAUUUGUUUUCACCACACGUCCGCAGCUGUGGAAUGCGAGCGCAGAGAGAAGGAAAAGUUUGAACUCAGUUGGCGCAACAUGAUCGCGAAGGAAUGGCAGAAGAAACACGCAGUAGGACGAGAUUCCGAUCCCACACGUGCUCAAAGAAGUGUACUGCGCCUAAAACAGCAGUACCGGGCUGCGAUAUGGCGCCGAGGAUGCCCAUCACUUUCUCCUUAUCUAAAGGAAUAUCUGAUUCUGCGAAGCAUUCAUAACUUCAUUACACAAUCUCAAGCAACUGAUCUAGCUCAAUUAAAAAUUUAAAAAGAACAGAAGACGGAAAGGGCGUUUGUACAUGCGCAACAUAACAAAAGUCAGAUAGCAUACAGAACCAUUAAGUGAUCGGCCCGCGUUCAUUGGCUGUACUGUAUACAAUCACACAUCCCUAAACGUGCAAUGUAAUAACGCUAAUACUGUCAGCCCCACUUACAUCGAACUGAUUCAUAAAGUUAAGCGCACAUCCUCGUCUAAUAUGAAAGGGAAUAUCUCGCCAGUGUUCGAACCGCGAUUCGUGUAAACGUAAAAGUCCGAACCUCACUCACUGGUAUUUGUUAUGUUGUUUCCCUGUUGAAGAAUCCUGCUGGGAACUUUUUCUCAUUACAAGCACACACAAGAAAAUCGCUAGCCUUGAACACAAAUACGGUGUCCCCUUUCAUAGUGGACAAAGUUGUACACGUAACCAUUCACCUUAGAAAUCAUGCUGCAACCAGAACUGCAACAACUUUUGGGGGCGUGUGGUUUAAGCCGAAAAAGUGCCAAUUCAAACAAAGCAAGAAAAUAUAGAAAAAGUAUGUACGCUGUUUAAUCACGCGGAAGUAAUCAAGGUACAGCACGGCGCUUGAAAAUGAAUUGCCUUCUUACGCUUGUCACCGUAUCCGCAUGGAUACCGGCACAUGCAAGUUAACGUAACCCUUUUGACAGCACUGGUAACACUUUGAGCGCAUCGGAUGUAGGGCGCUAUUCUGGACACGCAUGGAGUAACUUUCCUUCCUCCUUGCUCACCACUGUCAAAUUCCACAAUAUUGUCAAUUUCGAUGCCCAUUUAAAUCUCAGUUCUAAUUGGCUCAGAGGACUGCCGCGGCCUGUCAUUGGCUCAAAAUGCCAACAUGGUGGAAUUAGCACCAGUGUGGACCAUGGAAGCAUGCGCUCGCGUUAAGAAUGACCUAGUUAUAGUGCAGUUGCGAAAGCGCAGCAUACCAAUUUCUCAUUUUUGUCUAGAGUAACUUUGAAGUAACACAGCAAACCGUUUCCACAGUUAACACUUUCGUUACCAAUGGAAAAUGGCAGUUUUGUUUUUUUCAAGGAUCGAAUAUUCUUUUUUUUUGCUGUGACAACGCUUUAGCAUAUAAUGCAACAUUAUAUAUUGCGGAAUACUAAUUAGUGUUUCCAAAUACAUAAGCUAUAAAAAAGAUAAGAAAGACACAAAUAAGUAAAGAACAAUAAUUUGCGAAGCGGACAUGCUUGCGACAACUUGAAAAGACUACGAAAUCGAUAUAUCUAUGAGAAAAUUAGAAAAAAAAUCUGAAUAUAAUUUUCACAGAUAAAAGCUCCAAGAACACAAUACUAAAAAAUCAGUACAACUGUUUUUUGUCCAUAGAACAGAAAAAAGGUUAACCUUUCCGUGUCAUGCAGUUGACAUUUUCACUGCGACCGCAGUCACGGAUGGGUCAGAGUAGUUAUUCCCACUGUGUGGCUGUGCUGCCAUAAUUUUCUGCAGUGAGCUGGCGACAUUUUAGCUCAAUAUCAGCGGAGAAAAAAAAAUUUCCUUCUGAUUUGAUGUGUCGUGGAGCCCUUUCUCUGCACCUUGCGGAGGUUUCCAAGGAGCACAAGUCCCUGGUGACUCACAGGUCACGACGUACCAGAGGAAUAUGACAAGUGACCCACCGGUGUGUCAUCACGCACAGGAAUCGAACCUUCCAAAGGUCCUGCCGCAGUGAACUUGCUGAGCAGUUCCUCAAUUUCUUGGGGCAAACAUGUGGACUGUGCAUAUAUGGAAGCAAACAUUCGUUUUUUACUUGACCUUGCUCUUCAGAUAGUACAGCCUGAAGUUUCGCCUCUUCUGAAUUUUCCUAGGCUGGCGUUGAGGUUCUGGCACUGGUUUUCGAGCAGGAACGUUAUCGCGAUCUUCACUGGCGAACAUCGUGAAGAUGUCCAGUUGUGCGUGUUGGAUGCGCGGAAGGCCUUUUGAAGAGCGCUUAAGAGUAAUAAAAACGCUUACAGUCAAGA
This is a messenger RNA of Dermacentor andersoni, 6544 nucleotides long. RefSeq lists its product as uncharacterized. NCBI's taxonomy places the organism in Eukaryota, Metazoa, Arthropoda, Arachnida, Ixodida, Ixodidae. Gene Ontology annotation, cellular component: plasma membrane signaling receptor complex. Gene Ontology annotation, molecular function: protein binding. The record is from RefSeq and is a predicted model, not a curated record. Gene Ontology annotation, biological process: regulation of canonical NF-kappaB signal transduction.